AUCGAUUUUUACUUCUCCUUGAAUGCUACCAUUAUAUUUUGUUACUUUGUUACUUUUAUUCAAAUUUGGUAUACAAGCAGAGUAUCAACAUUCCUUUCAGAAACCAGAAACCCAACCAGUGACUUUAACCCUCAAAACUAUAUACCAUCAUUCUUCACCCAAUGGUCCAAUACCUCGACUUUUUAGAAGACUUGAUAUCAAUCAACAAUAUCAACAACAGUACCAUCAGCAUUUAAGACCUUCCUCCUUAAACGUCUCACCCAUAGUAGGACAGUAUGAAAAACUCUCUCAACCUGCUAAGAAUUUUUUGAUACAACGGUCUACCACCUUAUCAACCAGCAGUUAUCAACCAAAAAGGAUACGAUGGAAACACUUGACGUCAUUAACACCAUUUAAUAAUGAUCUUCUUAAGGAACCAACUUGGGGUCUUAUUCCUGACGUGACACAUAGACCUACUAUUCUUACUUUGGGUUUAAUGACAAAUAAUGCCUAUUUUGAAGCGGAUAAUAGAACGGAUUGGUUUGAUCUUGGUGCGCCAUGGCGAUUGAAUUCUUCUUUUGGAUGGGAAUCAGAUGGUGUACGUGGACAUGUGUUUGGAAAUCAAGAUGAUUCUUUACUUGUGAUCAGUUUCAAGGGAACUAGCGUAGGUGUAUUGAAGAAUGAACCUACAGGUGAAAAGGACAGAAUCAAUGAUAAUAUGCUUUUCUCAUGUUGCUGCGCACGUAUUAGUCGAGCUUGGUCUCCUGUUUGUGAUUGUUAUCAAGGAAAUGAAUAUAUAUGUGAAUCCGAGUGCUUGGAAAAGAACAUUUUGAAAACAGAAUUUUAUUAUGAUCAUGCUAUGGCAAUAUACCUAGAAGUAGCAAAUCAAUACCCGGAUGCAACUAUAUGGUUGACAGGUCAUUCUCUUGGUGGAUCAUUAGCCAGUUUAGUAGGACAAACAUUUGGUAUACCUACCAUUUCAUUUGAAGCUCCAGGUGAUCAACUUGCUUCCAAUAGAUUACAUUUACCACAUUACAAAAAUAUGCCUCUAUGGCAUUUUGGUCAUACUGCAGAUCCUAUUUUUGUGGGUGUUUGUACCGGUCCUAGUAGUAGUUGUUGGUAUGGAGGAUUUGCUAUGGAAUCAAGAUGUCACACUGGAAAGGUAAAAGGAAAAAAAAAAAAGAAGGAUAAAAAUGGAAAUGAAAGUCAACUUAUUCCUUUAUUAUAGAUGUGCGUAUGGGAUACAAUACAUGAUAAUGGAUGGCGACUUGAUUCUCGAACACAUAGAAUUUUGGAUGUAAUUGAAAAUAUUUUGAACAAAACAGAGGAAUUCCCAUUACCAAAUUGUAAGAAAGAAGUGGAUUGUGCGGACUGUGGACUUUGGCACUACGACGAUAGAAGGGAUGGAAAUCAUACAAUUACUCCUACAGCAACAUCUACUCAAACAGCCACUGAACCUCCUGAUGAUCCUUGGGCCUUUAUUACUUGAUUACUUUUAAGUUUGAAAUAGUUAGAUAGUUAGAUAUUCUUUUUUUUUUUUUUCAAUAAAGCAUUCUUUUGG
This is a messenger RNA of Halteromyces radiatus, 1540 nucleotides long. Its product is annotated as Alpha/Beta hydrolase protein. Gene Ontology annotation, biological process: macroautophagy; piecemeal microautophagy of the nucleus; multivesicular body membrane disassembly. Gene Ontology annotation, molecular function: glycerophospholipase activity. The transcript has 5 exons. NCBI's taxonomy places the organism in Eukaryota, Fungi, Mucoromycota, Mucoromycetes, Mucorales, Cunninghamellaceae. The record is from RefSeq and is a predicted model, not a curated record. Bases 23 to 1207 code for a protein of 394 amino acids.